UUUACUAUUAUUGUGUGUCAAUAUUAUAAAUUUGAUCAUGUACAAUUAUUGUCAAAAAUAAAAUAGAUACAUGGUAGAUAAUUAAAUUAAAUUAUCAACAAUAACAAUUUAAAUCAUUUAAAUUAUUAUUUAUUAAAAAAAAACAUUGGCAGCUAUUUUGUUAUAUACUAUAUAUUAAUAUCUAUUGAUAAGUUAUAACAAUAUAUUAAUAGGCGUUUAAAAAUUGUUAAUUGAUUUUUAAAUUAUUAUUUUUUAAAUAUAAUUAAUUAUAUUUGGUUUUGGUUUUGUGGUUGAAAAAUGAUGGCCAACUUUGAGAAAGAAGGCAUCCAGAAGCAGAUCCAACAGGACUGGGCUAACAGAGAGUAUAUCGAGAUAAUUACCGGUAGUAUCAAAAAAAUUGCCGACUUUUUGAACUCGUUUGACAUGUCGUGCAGAGGAAGGUUGGCCUCACUUAACGAAAAGCUGACAUCACUUGAGAGGAGGAUUGAGUACUUGGAGGCUAAGGUAACCAAAGAUGAAACUCUUAAUUAAAAAAAGACAUCAAUUAGUAAUAAUAAUAAUAAUAAUAAUAAUAAUAAUUUUUUUUGAUAAUUGAUUUGUAA
Oppia nitens is the source of this 602-nucleotide messenger RNA. It is a transcript of the gene HSPC300, whose product is annotated as protein BRICK1-like. Gene Ontology annotation, cellular component: SCAR complex. Gene Ontology annotation, molecular function: protein-containing complex binding. Gene Ontology annotation, biological process: actin filament organization; cell motility; regulation of actin polymerization or depolymerization. The record is from RefSeq and is a predicted model, not a curated record. The transcript has 3 exons. The coding region runs from base 298 to 531 and encodes 77 amino acids. NCBI's taxonomy places the organism in Eukaryota, Metazoa, Arthropoda, Arachnida, Sarcoptiformes, Oppiidae.